AUGUCACCACUCUUCACCAUUUUGAUCACACCAGAGAAAAAAGCGGAAUCACUAGAAGUCCUGAUAGACUCAGGCGCCACCUCAUCUUUCCUCCACCCCCGUACCGCGGAAGCACUCCACCUCCCUCUCAUAGAUCUCCCUUCACCCCGCACCGUUACUAUGCUUGAUGGGUUGAGCCCCCAGGCUGGCAAAAUUUGGAAGAAGGCUAACCUAACCUUCUCCUUUGAUGGCAAACAUAUGACUGAGACCUUCUUAAUUUGCAACACAGGGUCCCACGCCGCCAUCUUGGGAUUGAAAUGGUUAGAUGCCCAUAAUCCAGAGAUCAAUUGGAAUCAACGCACCCUCUCCUUUCCCCAUGCACCACCAGAACAUGUAGCCAUUGCUGAAGAGGAGGAAGCUGAUCAAAACCCCCUCAAAGGAGUCCCUUCCAAAUACCAUCAAUACGCCAAGGUAUUUGGAGAGGAAGAGUUCAAUAAGCUUCCCCUGCACCGGCAUUAUGACAUUGGGAUCAAGCUAACAGAAGAAGGCCCCUUGAACUCUCUGCUAUAUAGCAUGACUGACGCCAAAUCCGCCACGCUCAAAGAUUGGCUCAGGGAUGAACUCAAGGCAGGCAAGAUCCGCCCCAGUAAAUCUUCUAUCAGUUCCCCCGUAAUGUUCGUACCCAAAAAGGAUGGUUCCCGCCGUUUGGUUGUUGAUUAUUGCCGCCUUAACAACUGCACCAAGAAGAACGUCUACCCGCUUCCCCAUCCAGACAACCUCAUGGCCCAGCUCUGCGGUGCCAAGGUCUUUACUAAGCUAGACUUACAUUGGGGUUACAACAACGUAUGGGUAAAAGAAGGUGACAAAUGGAAGACUGCAUUCCAAACUAAGUACAGCCUCUACAAAUCCCUGGUUAUGACCUUUGGCUUAACAAACGCCCCUGCCGCCUUUCAGCAUUUCAUGAACAAACUAUUCAAGGAUUUGCUGGAUGUAUGCGUCAUCAUUUACCUUGAUGACAUCCUGAUAUACUCUAAGGAUGACGCAUCACAUACACAACACGUUCAUGAGGUCCUGAAGCAACUAAUGGAGAACCAACUGUUCUGCAAGGCAUCCAAGUGCACGUUCCACGUCACCUCUGUGGAAUACCUGGGAAUCAUUGUCUCAGAUAAGGGUUUUAGCCUGGAUAAGCUCAAAAUCCAGGCGGUACAAGAAUGGCCAGUACCUACUAAGGUUAAAGAAGUCCAAUUGUUUCUAGGAUUCGCCAACUUCCUUUGUUGUUUUGUUGCCAACUUUAGCCACAUGGCUAGACCGUUACAUAACUUGGUCAAGAAAGACACGCCGUGGAAGUGGGACACCAAGGAACAAGAAGCCUUCCAAGGAUUAAAGGAUGCCAUUACCAACGCCCUGGUCCUUUGCCACGCUGAUCCGUCCAAACCCUACUUCCUGGAAACAGAUGCCUCCGGCGCAGCUCUAGGUUCCAUACUCAGCCAACAACAGGAAGACGGCCGCUUGCACCCACUAGGGUUCCUAUCAGAGUCCUUCAAAGGUGCUGAACAGAACUACAACACCCACAAUAAGGAACUCCUUGCAAUCAUAUGUUCCUUUGAGUACUGGCAGAUCUUCUUAGAAGGAACCAAGCACCCAGUCACUGUGUUUACCGACCACCGCAACCUAGAAUACUGGAAGGAAUCCUGCACAUUCAACCAACGCCAUGCACAAUGGCACUUACUCCUUGCCGGGUAUAACUUCCAAAUCAUAUACAGGCCAGGAAAACAAUUGGGAAAACCAGAUGCCCUGUCACAACAAUUGGAUCACGCAGACAUUCCACCAGAACCCCAGUCCAUGUUGCCAGGCCCAGUAUUUGCCAACGUUGCCUUAGUUACACUGGAGAAAGAGCUACAACGCCAGAUUGAGUCAUCCCUGGACCAGGACAAAUCACUGGAGGAAAUCCUCCAGUUCCUACAAAACAAGUCCAAAGCACCCCCUUCUAUCAAACGCGCGUUUAAAGAUUACAAGAUGGAGGCUGGUCUACUUUUCUACCAAGGACGGAUUGUAGUCCCUGACGUUGGAACACUAAGGACGGACCUACUCCGCAUCUUCCACAACAGUCCCUUGGCAGGACACCCGGGAAGACAGCGCACCCUGGAGUUGGUAUCAAGGAGCUACUACUGGCCUGGCAUCCGUGCUGACACCUACUGGCACGUGGAUUCCUGCAAGACUUGUCAACGGAUCAGGAAGCCCAAAUACGCGUCCAUUCCCCCUCAGCCUCUUGAACUCCCCGUCAGGCCCUGGCAGCACGUGUCUUACAACAUGAUAGUAGACCUCCCUAAGGACGGAAGCAACAACUCAAUCCUAGUAAUUGUCAACAGUUUCACAAAGUACGGGAUAUUUGUAAAAUGCUCCAAGAAACUCAAGGCACCCAAGUUAGCGGAACUAUUCCUGGAAAAUGUGUGGAAAUGCCAUGGUAUGCCAGAAAAGACCAUAUCCAACCAAGGGAGGGUCUUCAACAACAAAUUCUUACGGGCUCUAUACAAACACCUUGGCAUUGACCCUCAUUUUUCCUCUGCCUAUCACCCCCAGAGCAACGGACAAACGGAACGCAUCAACCCCUCUAUUGAACAUUUUCUCAGGGCUUACUUGGGGGUUAAUCAAAGCAGCACGGGCAAGACCCCUUUCAAAGCCUUGUAUGGAUGGGAACCUACAUUAACCCCAUCAAACGUACCAACGGAUGUACCAGAAGCGGACGACCUGGCCCAAGCAAUGGAGGCACAGUGGAAAGAAGUGGAGUUGGCGCUCCGGCAGUCUAAACAACGGAUGAUAGCCGGAGAGCAAGGAAACCCAACAGAAUUUGGGAUUGGAGAAGAAGUUUGGCUGGACGCCAAAAAUGUCAACCUCAAAACCCUGAGUCCCAAGCUAACGGAACAACGCCUAGGACCAUUCAAGGUUAUUGAAAAAAUCUCCGACCAAGCUUACUGCCUAGAACUCCCUCCAACAAUGCAAAUCCACAAUGUCUUCUACGUAGGACUCCUAUCUAAGGUCAAGAGGGACAAAAAACGCACCUUCAAGAAUUGCCCUCCACCAGUCACCGUGGACGGAGAAGAAGAAUACAAGGUGGAAGGGAUAACCAAUGCCAAAGAAAGGAAUGGGAAGUGGUUUUUCCAAGUCAAAUGGAAGGGGUAUGGAUCUGAAGAAAACACGUGGGAACCCCAAGAAAACUUAAAAAAUGCGGAAAAUUUUUUAGAAAAAUACGAAAAAGAUAUGAAAAAGAAGGCCCUUGGCGCUGCCAAGGCCCUUAGAGGGGGGGCAGUGUUGUAG
This is a messenger RNA of Rhizoctonia solani, 3294 nucleotides long. RefSeq names its product Retrotransposable element Tf2 protein. Gene Ontology annotation, biological process: DNA integration. Bases 1 to 3294 code for a protein of 1097 amino acids. Gene Ontology annotation, molecular function: nucleic acid binding. Lineage: Eukaryota; Fungi; Basidiomycota; Agaricomycetes; Cantharellales; Ceratobasidiaceae. The transcript has 2 exons. The record is from RefSeq and is a predicted model, not a curated record.